Molecule: messenger RNA, 377 nt
Organism: Thamnophis sirtalis
Lineage: Eukaryota; Metazoa; Chordata; Lepidosauria; Squamata; Natricidae
Source: RefSeq, a predicted model, not a curated record
ACGCCAUGCAGAACCUGAGCGAGGCCUCCCUGACCCAAUACGAGCUGGACAAUCUGAACAAACACCGUCGCUACGAGAUCCGCAUGAGUGUCUACAAUGCUGUGGGGGAAGGGCCCACCAGUUCCCCCCAAGAGGUCUUUGUCGGCGAGGCUGUCCCUACAGCUGCACCCCAGAAUGUAGUCAUCCAAACCAUCACCGCUACCCAACUCGACAUUACUUGGGAGCCACCGCCUCCUGAGACACAGAACGGAGACAUUCAAGGCUACAAGAGGCAUUUUGGUUGCCACUGUGGGAAACAGGAUAUUGAGCUCAAAGGGCCCCUGAUAACUGUGGUGGUGUACUUCAGUUCCCAAGUUAAUUUUUAUGCAGUAGCAUAA